CCGCUCCACAGCACGGAGGGCGGGCUCACACGCACUCGACCAAGUCUUUACCCACUCGUGGCAGUCUCUCUGUAAAGUUCCACAGGUCUGACCGGGUUUGUAUUUCACCACAAUGGCUGAUCACACGUCUCCUGAUUACUUCAGCUGCUCCCUGUGCACGAACCUCCUCAGGGACCCUGUGGCGAUCCCCUGCGGCCACAGUUUCUGCAUGGACUGCAUCAGCGGCUACUGGAACGAGGCGGACUACACAGGGAUUUACAUCUGCCCCCAGUGCAAGAUCACGUUCACCCAGAGGCCCGUGCUGCGACCCAACGCCACGCUCAGCAUGGUGGCCGAGAAGAUCAAGAAGAGCGGCCUGAACAUCAACCUGACGUCAUCCCAGGGGAACGUGUACGCCGGCCCGAGCGACGUCCCGUGCGACUUCUGCACCGGGAAGAAGCUGAAAGCUGUGAAGUCGUGCCUGAACUGCCUGGCGUCGUACUGCGAGAAGCACCUGAGGCCGCAUUACGAGUCGGCCACGUUCAAGAGGCACAAGCUGGUGGACGAACUGGGAAACCUGGACAGGAAGAUCUGCCCGCAGCACCAGAAGUCCCUGGAGCUGUUCUGUCGGACGGACCAGAUGUGCAUCUGUGCCCUGUGCACCGUCAGUGAACACAGGGGCCAUGACAUCGUGUCUGCCGAGGCUGAGAGGGGGGAGAAGCAGAAACUGUUGGGAGUCUCUCAAGCUGAGAUUAGACAAAAAUGUCAGGAAAGGGUGAAGGAGCUGGAGGAACUCAAGACUGCUGUGGAUUCACUAAAGAACUCUGCCCAAAGAGCCAUGGUGGAGAGCCAGAAGAUGUUCGAGGACAUGAUCCGCUCCAUCGAGAGGAUGAGGUCAGAGGUCACCAAACUGAUUGGCAUCAACGAGAAAGCUGCUUUCAGCCAAGCCGAGACUUUGAUCGAGCGACUGGAGCAAGAGAUCGAUGAACUGAAGAAGAAGGAGAACGGCCUCAAGCAGCUGUACAGCACCGAAGACCACAUCCACUUCUUGCAGAACUUCAACUACCUCUGCACCCCCACUGAUGACGGCUUCAUCCCCAAGGUGACGGUGAACCCAGACUUCUCCUUCGGGGCGGUCAGGAAAGCUGUGGCUGAGAUCAAGGAACGCCUCGAGGAGUUCGGCAGGGAGGAGCUGCUUAAAAUUUCCAAGACAGUGAACGAGGUCCCAGUUUACACCACAGAGAGUAGAACACUGGACAGGAGGAGCCGAGGCAAAGAAAUGACGGUGGACAGCGCUCCUCCUCCAGAGCCAAAGUCCAGAGCUGAUUUUCUGAAGUACUUCUGCCAGCUGAAGCUGGACUCCAGCACAGCCUACAAAGAGUUGUGCAUCUCUGACAACAACAGAAAAGUCAUCCGCACCAGAAACCUGCAGCCCUACGGGGACAACCCAGAGAGGUUCGACAGCUUCGCCCAGGUGCUGUGCCGAGAGGCGCUGUCCGGGGGCCGCUUCUACUGGGAGAUCGAGUGGAGCGGGGAGUUCUCCAUCGGUGUGGCCUACAGGGGCAUCAGCCGGAAGGGCAAAGGCUCGCUGUGUCUGCUGGGCUACAACGACAAGUCCUGGAGCCUCCUCUGCUCCGACACGGGUUACUCCGCUUGGCACAAUCGGGUGGACAAAGCCGUCAGCGGCCCCCACUCCUCCAGGAUAGGCGUGUACCUGGACCACACAGCUGGUGUGCUGGCCUUUUACAGCAUAGGCAACACCAUGACCCUCCUGCACAGGUUCCACACGGCCUUCGCAGAGCCUCUCUAUCCAGGGUUUGGAGUUGGAACAUCUGUCAAAAUAUGCAACCUUAAGUGAAAACUGAUAUUUGAGCCGUCAUCUGAAAAUUAUUUUUGAUAUAUUUUUAAAAUUUUACAUGACAUUUUGGAUCAUAUAUUUUGUAACGAUCGAUGUUUUACCAAACCGCGUUAAUGAAGUUGUACCGUUUAUUUUUGAAGAGCACUGUGCAUCUACCUUUUUUUUAACUACAUAUAUAUGUAAUAUAUUUGUACUGUGCUGCCAAAUCACGUUUAAACAUUAGUACUGAUCAUCAUAAUUACUGUUAUCACACAAGCACACCAUAAACUAAUAUGUUCUUCCUGAUGUUAGUAAUAAAUGUCACGAUUUAAGGGCUUAUCACAAACGUUUGUUUCCUCUAAUAAUUUACAUCUCAUUUCAUGCCAGUGUGACAGAAAGUACUUUAC
This is a messenger RNA of Nematolebias whitei (Rio pearlfish), 2223 nucleotides long. It is a transcript of the gene ftr82, whose product is annotated as finTRIM family, member 82. NCBI's taxonomy places the organism in Eukaryota, Metazoa, Chordata, Actinopteri, Cyprinodontiformes, Rivulidae. Gene Ontology annotation, molecular function: protein binding; zinc ion binding. The record is from RefSeq and is a predicted model, not a curated record. The transcript has 7 exons. Bases 113 to 1837 code for a protein of 574 amino acids.